AUGGACAAAAAGGAAUCCCCGAAGUGGUCUCCGCCCGCUUCAACGUCCAACCGACCUCUUGCCUUUUUGGGCGCUGGAGGCAGAGCAAAGAAGAUAGCUUGUCUUUGGGCUUCUGCGGGAUAUGAUGUGAACAUCCAAGACUUGGACGAAGAUCGAUGCGAUGCAGCGCUGUGGUAUAUAAACACAAACGCCUCGAACUUUGCAGAGCGGCUUGGUCGAGACUCCCGCCGAGUGGGCAAAUGUCGAAAUUUUGCAGACCUUGCAUCUGCGGUGAACAAUGUCUGGCUAGUGGUCGAAGCAUGCCAAGGACAGUCGCAGUCGAGAAUUGAUAUAUUGGGCGAGGUAGAUUCUAUGUUGCCUACCGACUGCAUACUUGCUUCGACCUCUUCCUCCACCUCGAACCUUAUAUUUGCGAGGACGACCACAAGGCGCCGGCACCUUACUUGCUAUAUACGCUACUCACUUCUACCGAACAAUCGAGCUGUUGAACUGCUCCCUUGCCCGGAAACGGAUCCAGGCGUCCUUUCUUUUCUUACCGAGCAUCACCAAAAAAUGGGUUUGAUAACAGCAGUGUCACACGGUAGUUCGAAACGAAUGAGGAUGUUUCUGACCCUGAGGAAGUUGAUACUCUUUGGGGCGAAAUGUUCUCGGAUCCAAGUAGUGGCAAUAGAAGAUGAAUACGUUGCAGAGCGAAACCUGGAGAGCUCCUUCACAUCAGACUUCUUACGGUUGAAGUAUAUCCAGGAAGGCAGGUUCGGGGCGGGAUCGCCGAAAGGGAGGCUCAGGUUCCUGAAAGUUUCCAAAUCCAUUGCCAACGGGGACAUUUAUGUGCCAAAGACGCCAUCACAACCGACAUUGUUCUUCCUGGAUGUGGGUGUAGGCGAAAAUGUCCACUCUAUGGAAGAAGCAAUGACAGCCGGCAAGAUCUUGACCACCACCCCAGACGGCAGGCAAAUCAACACAAUCGUUACCAGGCAAUCCUACCCGGAUGGAAUCGACAUUAGCCUCCAAGUUGGCCGUAUCUUCUGGACCGACAUGGGUGUAACAGGCUGCAAAGACGGCUCCAUCAUGUCGGCAACCCUCGACGGCUCCGACAUCCAAUACAUCAUUCCCAAAGGCCAUGUCCACACUCCCAAACAACUCGCCAUGGAUCACAUAAACUCCCACCUCUACUUCUCCGACCGCGAAGGCCUCUGCGUCAGCCGAUGCAACUUUCACGGCUCCAACAAAACCACCCUGAUCCAAACCGGCGACCCCGCAAACCCAGACCACGCAAGCGACCCUCUCCGCUUCGCACGAGCACGUUUUACUGGACGCAAAAAGGGCGCAGCAAAGCAGGCCAAGGCCGCAUCUUCCGUGCCAACGUGA
This is a messenger RNA of Endocarpon pusillum Z07020, 1368 nucleotides long. RefSeq lists its product as uncharacterized. Lineage: Eukaryota; Fungi; Ascomycota; Eurotiomycetes; Verrucariales; Verrucariaceae. Bases 1 to 1368 code for a protein of 455 amino acids. The record is from RefSeq and is a predicted model, not a curated record. The transcript has 2 exons. Gene Ontology annotation, molecular function: NAD+ binding. Gene Ontology annotation, biological process: fatty acid metabolic process.